AUGUACCGUUUCUACUUCAAUUGUCAUCAUUGGAAACCAACACGAGAUCAAUGGGUCUACGCUAAUCGUUGCCUUCCUAGUCGAGAAAUCCAACGGAUCGAUGAAUAUGCUUACGAACGUGAUAGAAAAUCCAAUCAUUUGUUUGAUUUUAAUCUUUCGCACCACAAUCAAUUAGUUUCGAUUGCUGGGACAUUCGCCGGUCAAAUCGGUUGUGAUACAAUUCUUUAUCAAAUUUACAUUCGACGAAUUCGAACUCAUAGGAAGAAAUCCGAAGAAUUUUUAUCGUCUAUGGUCAUUGAAAGAAAGUUACGUGAAAUGAGAGAAAAUUUUUUUAGAAACGAGAUUAUUUCAGAUACAAUUUUACGAAUUAAUCAGCAAUUACCGUCAGAUAAAAUACGUUUCGAUGAACAAAUGAUAUUUUUAAACGACUACGAUCAACAACUAAUAACUUUAUGCUUAUCGACGACGAAUCCUUGUCAAUUAUUUGUUGAAUUAACUAUUGAUGAUAUUCUUCAUGGUUGCACACCAUUUGAUGAGAAUAAACAAGAAUAUUUCAUAUCCUGGGAGAGAUUUCAAACGAAAAGACAAACAGAUAUAUUUUCUUGA
Messenger RNA from Adineta ricciae, 606 nucleotides. Lineage: Eukaryota; Metazoa; Rotifera; Eurotatoria; Adinetida; Adinetidae. The record is from the annotation of a GenBank genome assembly.